Molecule: messenger RNA, 999 nt
Organism: Botrytis sinoallii
Lineage: Eukaryota; Fungi; Ascomycota; Leotiomycetes; Helotiales; Sclerotiniaceae
Exons: 2
Coding region: 1-999 (332 amino acids)
Molecular function (GO): catalytic activity
Source: RefSeq, a predicted model, not a curated record
AUGGGAAAGAAGGUCAUUGCCGCCGCGGUUCAUGCCGCUCCAGUCUUCAUGGAUAAGAAAGGCAGCAUCGAAAAGGUUUUGCAACUAAUCAAGGAAGGAAAAGAGCAAGAAAUUGAAUUAUUAGUCUUUCCCGAGACAUUCGUUCCUGGAUAUCCAUACUUCAUUCACACCCACCCACCCCUCAAGAUCGUUGAUGCACAAGCUCAAUAUGCGGACGAAAGUGUAGUCGUCGGAAGAACAGGCGGUGAUCUCCUCCCUAUCAUGUAUCUCUGUGCCGAACUAAAAAUAGCUGUGUCGAUCGGAAUAUCAGAGCGUGUGGAAGGAGGCCACACACUGUUCAACUCGCAAGCGUUUAUCGAUACCGACGGAACUCUCCUCGGGGUCCAUAGAAAGAUUCAACCUACGCACGCCGAGCGCACGCUCUGGGCACAAGGAAGCGGAAAUACCUUAAAAGUAUGGCCAAGCAGCGUUGGCCGAAUAGGAGGACUUGCAUGUUGGGAAAAUGGAAUGAAUAACGCACGUCAAGCAUUAAUCGAAGAUCGACAAGAGAUUCAUGCUGCAGCAUGGGCAGCCCUUAACACUGUAUCGGGAUUCGAAUCGGUAGCAAACAUUCAGAUCGAAGCGUUGAUGAAAAAUCAUGCAUUUACAGCACAAGUAUGGGUCAUUUGUGCAAGUAAUUAUGUCGACGAUAGGACUUUGGAGUGGAUGGAGGAAACCCUAGGACCGCAGGAUCUUGUCAAGAAGGGUGGGGGAUGGAGUGCGGUUAUUCAUCCUUUUUGUGCUGUGUUGGCGGGUCCGCAUACGGGAGCUGAGGAGAAGUUCUUGAAGGCAGAGAUUAACUAUGAUGAACUAGGUGGCGUGAAAGUUUGGAUUGAUGCUAGUGGACAUUAUAAACGUCCUGAAAUAUUGAAGUUGGACGUUGAUAGAAGUCCAAAAUGGCCGGAUGAUGAAAUCCUGGCAAGUGGUGCUUCUAUAGACCUCAGACCUACGAUGGAGUAG